Rotaria sp. Silwood1 is the source of this 876-nucleotide messenger RNA. NCBI's taxonomy places the organism in Eukaryota, Metazoa, Rotifera, Eurotatoria, Philodinida, Philodinidae. The record is from the annotation of a GenBank genome assembly.
AUGCCUGAACUGUAUAAAUUAUAUCAAUUUGAAGAUGGACCUGAACUGCUAACUUAUGCAGCAACUAUUUUAGAUGAUAAUGUAUUGAAAUCAGAACAGCAACUCUAUUCUCAAGCGUAUUCACAAGCAAAUAAGGGUAAAGUAUUGUUAACACCACCAUUUUCACGAUUCAUGAACGCUUUACGAAAAUUGCACAAUGAUGUUGAAUUGAAAAUGCAAAAAUCAACAAUAGUAGUGGAACCAAUUAUAAUGAAUACUGGUAGUAGUGGUUGUGAUAUUUCAUGGGUAGUGUGUCAAGCUGCAAAAGCUGUAAAGGUGGAAAAAAUGAUUAUCAGUGUCAAUGAUAAUGGUCGAUGGACAUUGAAAUCAGAAUCAACAUUUAAAAAUACAGCUUAUGAAUUCACACCGGGUAUUGAAUUUCAUGAAAUACGUGUCGAUGCGGCGGAAGUUAAAGUAAAUGUGAAAAUCUAGCGUAACGAUGGAUCUUUUCUCGGUUAUAAGAGGUUUUUUCUAAUGAGACUUCUAUCACUACAGGAACCAUAUUGAUAUCAGAUAUUUCAUAGAAUGAUCUCUUCUCAUUUCUAUAAAAAUGUAGAUUUGCUAAAGAUCUAUUAUUGCACGAAGAAACCGCCCGUUUUAGCUGAAACUGUCGCCACAUUCUAGUAGUUAUGAGACCUAUUCAGUCAAAACCAAAAUUCGUCGUUGAUCCAAUUAUCUUCAUCUCAAAUUAAAGAGGCCUCCAAUAAGUAAGCAGAAGAUCAUCUCUUAACAACCUUCAGCAUCCAUUCUCAUAUUUUGGACUAAUUAUACAGAAACAUCAUAGAGAAUCUCCAAUAAGGGUGUGUGGGUGUGGGUGUGGGGUGUGGGUGGGUGUGG